Messenger RNA from Telopea speciosissima, 2445 nucleotides. Its product is annotated as probable ATP-dependent DNA helicase CHR12. The record is from RefSeq and is a predicted model, not a curated record. Lineage: Eukaryota; Viridiplantae; Streptophyta; Magnoliopsida; Proteales; Proteaceae. Gene Ontology annotation, molecular function: histone binding; ATP binding; ATP-dependent chromatin remodeler activity. The coding region runs from base 1 to 2208 and encodes 735 amino acids. Gene Ontology annotation, cellular component: nucleus. The transcript has 7 exons. Gene Ontology annotation, biological process: positive regulation of transcription by RNA polymerase II.
AUGACCAGCAAAAGAAAUAGCUGGUUUGGAGAACAAGGUUCGAUUCAGAAGAAGGUGAUGGAGCAACCAGCCAUGCUUCAAGGGGGAGAAUUAAGACCAUACCAGUUGGAAGGACUUCAGUGGAUGCUAUCUUUGUUUAACAACAAUCUAAAUGGGAUUUUAGCUGAUGAGAUGGGUUUAGGAAAGACAAUUCAGACCAUAUCAUUGGUUGCAUAUCUAAUGGAGAAAAAGGGUGUGGUUGGGCCCCACUUGAUUGUGGCUCCAAAGGCUGUAUUGCCAAAUUGGGUCAAUGAAUUUGCAACCUGGGCUCCUGGUAUCAUGGCUAUUUUAUAUGAUGGGCGUCAAGAUGAGAGAAAGAUUAUGAGGGAAGAGUAUUCUGGGGAUGGAAAAUUCAACGUGAUGAUAACCCACUAUGAUCUCAUUAUGCGAGACAAAUCAUUUUUGAAGAAAAUUCAGUGGCACUACAUGAUUGUUGAUGAAGGACAUCGAUUGAAAAAUCAUGAGUCUGCUCUUGCCCGGACUUUGGCAGACUACAAAAUUAGGCGGAGGCUUCUAUUAACCGGUACCCCGAUACAAAAUAGUUUGCAAGAGUUGUGGGCCCUGCUUAAUUUUCUCCUCCCCACAAUCUUUAAUUCAGUUGAGAAUUUCGAGGAGUGGUUUAAUGCACCCUUUGCAGAUCGAUGUGAUGUUACUCUUACAGAUGAGGAAGAGCUAUUGAUUAUUCGUCGUUUGCAUCAGGUUAUAAGGCCGUUCAUAUUGAGGAGGAAGAAAAGUGAGGUGGAGAAAUUUCUUCCUGGGAAAACACAGGUCAUAUUAAAAUGCGAUUUGUCAGCUUGGCAGAAAGUAUACUAUCAACAGGUCACUGACUUGGGAAGAGUUGGGUUGGAUACUGGAUCUGGGAAGUCCAAGAGUCUCCAGAACUUGUCAAUGCAACUCAGAAAGUGUUGUAAUCACCCAUACCUCUUUGUGGGAGAAUAUAACGUUUGGCGCAAGGAGGAGAUGGUCAGAGCAUCUGGGAAAUUUGAGCUGCUUGACCGCUUGCUCCCAAAACUCCAAAGAACAGGGCAUAGAGUUUUGCUUUUCUCAACAAUGACUCGUCUCAUAGACAUCCUUGAAAUUUAUUUGCAGCUGCAUGAUUAUAAGUAUCUUAGACUGGAUGGUACAACAAAGACAGAAGAAAGAGGGACUCUACUAAAGCACUUCAAUGCACCGGACUCACCUUUCUUCAUGUUUCUUUUGAGCACUCGUGCUGGGGGCCUUGGUCUAAACUUACAAACCGCAGAUACUGUUAUAAUAUUUGAUAGCGAUUGGAACCCCCAAAUGGACCAACAGGCAGAGGAUCGGGCCCAUCGUAUAGGGCAGAAGAAGGAAGUGAGGGUCUUUGUGUUGGUUAGUGUUGGAUCAAUCGAAGAGGUUAUCCUGGAACGCGCUAAACAGAAAAUGGGCAUUGAUGCCAAGGUCAUUCAGGCGGGUCUCUUCAAUACAACCUCCACAGCUCAGGACAGAAAAGAUAUGUUGCAGGAGAUCAUGCGAAGAGGUACAAAUUCACUUGGGACAGACGUGCCAAGUGAGAGAGAAAUCAACCGUCUUGCAGCUCGAUCGGAUGAGGAGUUCUGGUUGUUUGAGAGAAUGGAUGAAGAAAGACGACAAAGGGAGAACUACAGAUCAAGGUUGAUGGAAGAACAUGAAGUACCUGACUGGGCAUAUUCCAUCCCUGAUAAUAAGGGAAACAAGUCUAAAGAUGAACCUGAUACUAACGAAAGUACAGGAAAGCGACGCAGAAAAGAGGUGGUUUAUGCUGACACACUGAGUGAAAUGCAGUGGAUAAAGGCUGUUGAAAAUGGAGAAGACUUGUCAAAGCUUAUGUCUAAAGGGAGGAGAAGAGAAAAGCUUCAGAAUGAGGCAAAUGAAUCAAGCAGUGAUAAUGUAGUGGGAGAGCAAAAAGCAUUAGAUCCAAGGAAUGCCAAUGAUACAGUCAGUGAGGAAGCAACUGAAGUUUCCUUUGGGCAGACCCCUAAAAGGCUCAAAUCUGGACCCAUGCAGUGCAAUAGGCCUGAAACUGAGGGUUCCGGGGGAAGUGGUUGGAGUGGGGAUAUCUUCACAUGGAAGACCCACAAGAAGAAGAGAUCAAGCUAUGGUGUUCCAAGUUCAUCAUCAUUUGAUGCAAAAGGCCUGAAGUCUAACAGCAGAGUGAAUGGAAGGUUUUGAUAAACUCAAAAAAAAUUUAACAGAUGUAUUUAUAUGAAUCUUGAGUGAGUUUUAUUCUAAUUAUAGUUACCCAAAUCUUCCUAUUCUGAGGGUAGUGGUCAUGUGAUUCCUGAAUCAGGCAGAUCUUGGAGGGUUUUUUCUCAGCUUCUGUGCAUGUCAAGGUUACUCACCUCUCUGAUCAAUGCUUCUAAAUUGUAAUAUUUUGUGCUACAAAUGAGAAAUCACUAUCCAUUUUUU